GCAGGGGCGGGGCCCACGGCCGCGGGACCUUUAAAUUGGCUGCCCGGGCGCCGGUCACCCGCCCGCCACUAACUCAGUCACCGAGCGACGACCCACCGACGGACACGGGCAGCAGCGCGGAGCCCACCAUGCCGCGCCACCUCCCGGGACUGCUUCUCUUGCUCUGGCCACUGCUGCUGCUGCAACCGCCCCCCGCCGCCCCCAGCCCCAUGGCCCGCCCGGGCUUACGCAGGUUGGGGACUCGCGGCCCAGGGGGCAGCCCCGGACGCCGGGGCCCCGCUCCGGUCGCCCCCGCCAGCGUGCCCUACUCCGGAACCGGCCAGCCCGGCGGGGCCCACGGCGCAGGUAUUUGCAAGAGCAGGCCCUUGGACUUGGUGUUCAUCAUCGAUAGUUCUCGUAGUGUACGGCCCCUGGAGUUCACCAAAGUGAAAACCUUUGUCUCGAAAAUAAUCGACACUCUGGACAUCGGGCCUGUGGACACGCGGGUGGCAGUGGUGAACUACGCCAGCACCGUGAAGAUCGAGUUCCAUCUCCAGACCCACUCGGAUAAGCAGUCCCUGAAACGAGCCGUGGCGCGGAUCACGCCCUUGUCUACGGGCACCAUGUCAGGCCUGGCCAUCCAGACGGCGAUGGAUGAAGCCUUCACAGUAGAGGCAGGAGCUCGAGGGCCCUCUUCCAACAUCCCCAAAGUGGCCAUCAUCGUGACCGACGGGCGGCCCCAGGACCAGGUGAACGAGGUGGCGGCGCGCGCCCGGGCUUCCGGUAUUGAGCUGUACGCCGUGGGCGUGGACCGGGCCGACAUGGAGUCCCUCAAGAUGAUGGCCAGCGAACCCCUGGACGAGCACGUUUUCUACGUGGAGACCUAUGGGGUCAUUGAGAAACUUUCCUCUAGAUUCCAGGAGACCUUUUGUGCUCUGGACCCGUGUGCACUGGGCACACAUCAGUGCCAGCAUGUGUGUAUCAGUGACGGGGAAGGCAGGCACCACUGUGAAUGCAGCCAAGGAUAUUCCUUGAACGCUGAUAAGAAGACGUGUUCCGCUAUUGAUAAGUGUGCUCUUAACACUCAUGGCUGUGAACACAUCUGUGUGAACGACAGAACUGGCUCUUAUCAUUGUGAGUGCUACGAAGGUUACACCUUAAAUGAAGACAGGAAAACGUGUUCAGCUCAAGAUCAGUGUGCUUUGGGCACACAUGGCUGUCAGCACAUUUGUGUGAAUGACAGAGCUGGGUCCCACCACUGUGAGUGCUACGAGGGCUAUACUCUGAAUGAAGAUAAAAAAACGUGUUCAGUUCUUAACCAGUGUGCCCUGGGCUCUCAUGGUUGCCAGCACAUCUGUGUGUAUGAUGGCAAUGCCUCUUACCACUGCGGCUGUGACACGGGCUACACUUUGAAUGAAGACAAGAAGACAUGUUCAGCCAUUGAAGAAGCACGAAGACUCAUCUCCACAGAAGAUGCUUGUGCGUGUGAAGCCACUCUGGCAUUCCAGGAUAAGGUCAACUCAUAUCUGCAGAGACUGAACUCCAAACUCGAUGACAUUUUGGAGAAGCUGCAAGCAAAUGAAUAUGGACAAGUACAUCGUUAAACUACUCAAAUGUUUUACCUGGAAAUAACGAGCAUUUGGUGUAGUAAAUACUUUGGCAUACUCGAAUGUUCCUGCUACUAAUCUGCCAUUACAAAUGCUUGAAUGCUGCUGAAUCUUCUGGUGAACCAGUAUCAUUUUUCUAAGGAAAUAAAUGUCCCUAAUUAAGUGCAAAUUUUAGUGUCUCUAAAGCUAUGACUGUGAAAUAGUUGGUAGAAAAUACAAGAAAAGUUUUCAUAAUUUCUUUACUUCUUUACUAAUUGAGCCAUUUAAUUUUAAAAUGUUUGUAUUAGUAAGAUAACCAUACUUAAAUUGCAAACUUUUAAUCUAUAUUUUUUUCCUGAUAUAGUAUAAACCAGUCUUGUUACUUUAGUGUGUAACUUGUAGAGGGUAUUUACACAUAAAAGUUCAUAUAAUUAAAUUGAGAUGAAUAUAAUUUAGAAGUAUAUCGCUAACACUUUUUGUUUUUUCUCAUUUUUGCCAGGGUAUUGUUGAAGCUGUGAUCAGGGGAUUGUAAUACAUAUAUCUAAAAAUAGUUAACACAGAUUAAGUGAGCUGUUACAUACCAUUUUUAAUUCAUUCUGAUGUUAGAACGAGACACACACAGCUAAAGACUUAGUUGUGAAUUAAGUGUUAAACUAUUUACCAAGAACAAAAAAUUCUGAAUUUACUUGUUUUACUUUAGAAUCCAAUCAAUAAAAUUAUAUAUUUAUAAAUAUUGCUAUAACAACAUAAUCUAAUGUUUUUUUAAAUGUUAAUGAUAAGCCUGUUUUUUUCACUUACAUAUUUGAUAAAAAUUUUUUUCAGCUUUAAAGCUUAUAACUUUUAGAAGAAAGUAGUUCUUUAAAUUAUAGACGAUUCAUUCUUUUUUGGUUUAUGUUGUCUUUACUGUAAUAAAAACAUCAAUAUCUAUA
Bubalus bubalis (water buffalo) is the source of this 2494-nucleotide messenger RNA. It is a transcript of the gene MATN3, whose product is annotated as matrilin 3. The coding region runs from base 129 to 1583 and encodes 484 amino acids. NCBI's taxonomy places the organism in Eukaryota, Metazoa, Chordata, Mammalia, Artiodactyla, Bovidae. The record is from RefSeq and is a predicted model, not a curated record. The transcript has 8 exons. Gene Ontology annotation, molecular function: calcium ion binding.